Molecule: messenger RNA, 2574 nt
Organism: Prorocentrum cordatum
Lineage: Eukaryota; Dinophyceae; Prorocentrales; Prorocentraceae
Source: the annotation of a GenBank genome assembly
AUGUGCAGCAUCCUCGACUCCCGAGGCGGCCUCGGGCGCCACCAGAACUUCUUCGAGGCGGGGCUCCACUCGGUCUCCAUCGCCAGGGCGCGGCGCCUGAUCACGCGGGACCUCGGCGCGGUGCCCGCCGCGGCCUUCUUCCAGCACGCCUCCGUGGCGAGGCUGGCCGCGUUCGUGGCGGCCCUGCGGCGGGAAGAGGGCGGGGGCCCGCCGCUGCCGUGCGCGGGGGCGGCCACGGGCUCGCCGCCGCCGGCGGCCGCCGAGCCGGCGAGCUGCUCCGCGGCCGAGGCGUGUGCCGACGACGUCGGGCGCGCGCUGUCGCGAGCGCGGCUGCUGCUGCGCUUCGGGCCCGCCGGCGCGGCCGCGGAGGCGGCGCGCUGCUGCGACGGCGGGCUCGCGCGCUGGCGCGGCGGGGCGUCGCACCUGGGCCCAUCGUGCGUCGAGGCGGCCAGGCAGCUCUGCCUGCUGGGCGCCCUGCUGCGCGGCGCGGAGGGCCCGCCGGGCGCGCCCCUGGCGGAGGACGGGCGGGACGAGGCCGACGAGGCUGCCGCCGAGCUCCUGGGCGAGGCGCUGGGCCUCUGCUCGCAGGCCGGCGCGCACGCGGAGAGCGCCGAGCAAGCGUCGGUGCUGGCGGUGUGGGCGCUGGUGCGAUCGCGUGGGGAUGGGAGGCCCUGGCGCGUCCAGGCUGCGGUGGCCCGGCUGGUCGCCGCGAGCCAGGCGGCCCUGCAUCGACUGAGCCUCGGCUGGGGCCGCGAGGCCGGGCAGCUGCGGAUGGACCCGGCCUGGCCGCACAGCAGGGACGCCGGGUGUUGUCCCAGCUGGCCUUCCUCCCUCGGCCUCGCGCCAGGGGCACGGUGGGCUGAGCGCCUGCUGAAGCUGCAGCUGGACGAGCUGGGCCUGGGCACGGUGCCGGGCGAGCUGUGCGGGCUGCUGGUGGGCCUGCGCGAGCUGGACCUCUCGCACAACGUGCUCACCAGGCUGCCGCCCCUGGCGCAGCUGCAGGCGCUGCGCAGCCUGCGGCUGGCAGGCAACAGGCUGUCUUACCUCCCACACGACGUGGAGGAGCUGCCAGUUCUGAGGUGCCUCAGCGUUGCGGCCAACCACUUCCACAACCCGCUGGGGGAGGCGGCCAACUGCAGGCACCUCUGCGAGUUCGACGGCAGCGUGCAGGUGCCAGCGGGCAGCGGGCUCUCCGACGAGGCCCGGCAGCGCUCGCGGCGUGGCCGGUGCGCGGCGCCCAGGAGCGGCUCCCUGGAGACGCUGGACUGCAGCUUCACGGGGCUGUCGGAGGGUCCGCGGGUGGAGAUCGGCUGCGGAGGCUCGUUGAAAUACUACCUCUGCAUCGGCAACGCCCUCGAGAAGGUGCCCGACCUCCAGCACUGCAAGGGUCUCACGUCGCUGUCGCUCGGUCAGAACCUGAUCCGCGCGGUGCCGGCCAAGUUCCUGGACGGCCUGCCCGAGCUGCGGUGGCUCACGCUGGAGGCCAACCGCCUCAGCAAGCUGCCGGCGGCCAUCGGCAAGCUGAGGUUCCUGCGGAACCUGUUCCUCCAGGGGAACAGGCUGCAGGAGCUACCAGAAGAGCUGGGCUGCUGCACACAGCUGCGCGUGCUGGAGGUGCAGCACAACGAUCUCAGGGCGCUGCCGAGGACCCUCUCGGGGCUGCGGUCGCUGCAGUUCCUGUACGCGCACGCGAACGAGCUGGACGACGCUGACGCCAUCGUCGGCGCUCUGAGCGCGAUCCCCUCGCUCAAGAUCGUGGGCCUGGGUGGCAACCGCCUGCAGCUGUCCUGCGAGACGCCCCCCGACGUGCUUCUGCCGGGCGUUCGCCUGGGCAUCGGCUGGAACGCCGCAGGCCCGACGGCCCCGCCGCAAGACGGGUGCCCACUGAGCGAGGUGCUCUCCUCCACCGACUUCCACUUCGACGGCGCCCGCCGCUGCGGCACGCCGGGGCUCGCCCUCGUGGUGUGCUUCGCGGCGCAGGGCGCGCCCACGGCGCAGUGGGUGGGCCAGGUGCAGGCGUGCCGCUCCAGCCUCCUGGAGGUGGACGCCCUCUACGUGUGCGACCCCGCCAACGCGUGGUACCUGCAGGACCCCACCCGGUCGUGGAGGGGCGCCAGCUACUUCCUCGAGCGGCUGCGGGGGUACCUCGCACCCUACGGCAGCCGCGUGCUGAUGCUGGGCUCCUCGAUGGGCGCCACCGCCUGCGUGCUCUUCGCGGAGCUGGCGGGCCUGGUGCUGGCCUUCAGCCCCCAGAUCGAGCUUCGCUGCGGCCAGGGGCGCUGGCUGCCCGAGGCGGUGCUGGGGCACUUCGAGGCGCGCGUGGCACGGUCGCUCGCGGCCUGCCGGGGCCGGGUGGUUCUCCACGUGGGGCGACGGCACCACUUCGACUCGCUGGCGGCGCGGAGGCUGCUGGCCACUGCCCCGUGCGUGCGCAUCGCCUACCACGACACGGAGCAGCACAACACGUCGAAGUAUCCCGAAGGGCGCAGGGGGCUCCUGACCGCCACGGUGAAGAUGGCGGUCUCGCAGCUGGUCGCGGCCGGAUGUCCGUCCGAGCCCCCGGCCCCGUCAUGA